This is a messenger RNA of Pelagomonas calceolata, 531 nucleotides long. The record is from the annotation of a GenBank genome assembly. Lineage: Eukaryota; Pelagophyceae; Pelagomonadales; Pelagomonadaceae.
CUCAGAGCAUCACACAAAAGUCCGCCACAGCGUCCCAAUAUCCAGCCGCACAUUGAAAAGCGUGUGUCAACGGCAAGUUCGCAGUCUUCCCGCUCCCUCCAGCGCUUGUCCGCUCUCGAAACGCCUGCGUGGAGCGCGCACAAGCCCAAUCUCGCAAAAUCGGCCUUCUCCCAAUGUUUCCGCGUCCCCCCGCCACCGCGCGGGCCUGCCCGGCUCGCAGCAGGGCUGAUCGGUCUCGAACCCCGGUUUGACCGCUACGCGGCGCCCCUCGACGUCGUUCACACAUUUAUUUGGCCGGCUUUGUGCGUCGGAAAAAAACACCGGCCUCUCACGCGGUACCGAGGGCAGACCGCGCGACCGCCGUCAAUUGAGAGACAGCCCUUGUUCACACAAACACGCCUGUAGACGCUGCGCGCGCACGGACGAGUUAUUAACCCGUACGCCCUUCGCAGAUAAUCACGCGGACGAGCACUUCGUCCGCUUCCACAAAACGCACAAAAACUCACCUCAACUAGAUCAUGGCGAAGAAAG